AUGACGUCUGACGAGCAGAGAAAGUCUGGUGAAAUUGUUUCGAGCCUUGCUAAGAAACAAAAGAUAGGGGAGGAGGCUUCAGAGGAGGAAAAGGAUACACUUGCCGAGCAAUUGGAAACCGAGAGGCUGCUAAAGAAGAAACAGGAGUUAGUUGCAGCUAGCAUCAAUCUAGAGUGCCAAAUCAAAGAUGUGGAUGAAGAAGGUCGGAAACUACUGAUACAAGCCUUUAGUGAAAUACCAAAGUUGAUAAAUAAUCCUCUUCAAAUAGGGAUUAAAAACAUGGACAGAAGUGGACGAGGAUGA
Molecule: messenger RNA, 303 nt
Organism: Oldenlandia corymbosa var. corymbosa
Lineage: Eukaryota; Viridiplantae; Streptophyta; Magnoliopsida; Gentianales; Rubiaceae
Source: the annotation of a GenBank genome assembly